Molecule: messenger RNA, 1497 nt
Organism: Alternaria novae-zelandiae
Lineage: Eukaryota; Fungi; Ascomycota; Dothideomycetes; Pleosporales; Pleosporaceae
Exons: 2
Coding region: 1-1497 (498 amino acids)
Source: RefSeq, a predicted model, not a curated record
AUGCCACCAGAAUUUACAGCCCUGAUUCAAGAAUGCACCAGAGGAUCAACCAAGGCUUCAUCAUACCUUUCUCAACUGGGGCUACUAAACGGGUUCACCGACCCCACAAAGCCAGGACGACCAAGAUUCAAGUCGAACGAUACAAUCCGAAAAUUCUGGAUAGCCACGAACGACAAGGUUCACGAAAUCGCGCUGCUUUACAAAUCAAGAAACGCCAUACGCGAAGCACUUGUCAGCCAGCGCAUCACUCUGGAUGAAACUGUCAACGAGUGUCUCGAAGGGGCUGGGCCUAAGAUAUGGAGUGACGGAGUGGAAGCAGAGUUCCUCCCUACUCCUGAUGUCACUGGGGCGCUCAGUGAAGCCCUUGAUGCCGAGUCUGCUCCUAAAUUCAAGAACGCUUCAGAGUUCGCCGAGAGCGGGUAUCCGAGACACCUCAUCUAUGGAGAUCCUGAUGAUCGAAACAAGAUCCGACUAAACGUGUUCGGCUAUAUCAUCCAACGUGCCUGUCGUAAGGCCGAAGAUGAUAGACGCAAAGGGAAAGCCUCUGACGCCUCGCCCGAAACCGAGGAUCCCACACCGCCAACAAGCUUCAUGGACGCCGUACGCGUCGGUAACUCCAGGCGUAUCCGCAGCAUGUCGCCAUCGCCUGACACCAGUACGGAUGAGCUCGCUCGCUUUUCUCCGACUGGCGAUUCAAACAGUUCCAAAUCCAAAGAGUAUCCCAAUGUCCCAGCCUCCAAGACCCGAUCACUGAGAAACCCAUCUUCCACACAACAGGACAUUUCACAAACUCGUGUCACACACGGUGUUUCUGUGGUGAUACCUCCGAAAAGGCGUGCGGGUACUGGAAUCACAGCGUUGGAGAACAGCAAGCGUAAACAGAGCAGAUCCCAGGUUGGCAGCAGCUCAGCGAAAGCCAGUGAGUCAUCCGUCAAAAGCAGGACCAAAUUGACGGAGAACUUUAUGGGGGCUCAAUUCCUCCAUGAUCGUAGUGAGCUGGGAAUCCAGCUCGACGAUCUUCUCGAAUCCCAGAAUCCAGGACGCCAAGAUAUUGCAAAACUGCAGAAGGUUGUAGAACACAUCGACAUGAUGGCUGUGAAACAUGUCGAGAAUCUCAGGAAGGCAUUGGGAAGCGAGUACGAUGAGCAUCAAAGUGCUCUGAACAGAUGGCUAGCAUGCUUGAGAACACUUGUCGAGUUCCGCGAGGCUACUGGUCUUUCCGGUGAUGGCCAAGCCAUACUAACCGGCUACAAAGACCUUCCACUAGAGAAGAAGAAAGCACGACGUCCCUACUCCAGAAUGGUGCAAGAGAUCCAAACAUGGCGUGGGUCUGAUGGCAUGACGCUCCCCGUGUUUUGUAAAGAGGUGGGUUCCAUACUCUUGAAGAUGGCUAGCUUUGCCCCUUUGGGUGUUGAGCUAGAUGAGCUUCUUGAAGAUCUGAUACCUUACACGGAGCGCCUGAUGGAAUGCUUCCCGGCUACAUCGGCCAAUUCCUGA